GGGUGCAGUUCCUCAUCCACUUCGGUUGGUGGCAGUAGAGGCGCCGUGAACAGACAGAGACCACGAAGGAGAUUAUUGACGUUAGCUGUUUCAGCUGUUGUGUCACGGAAGUUUGUUUCUGAACGGAGUUAAAGCUAUGUAAAUAAAGUCCUGCCGCUAUUGUCAUCAGAAAAAAGUAAGAGUGACUCAAAUUAAGUCAUUAAAACUGUUUACAUCGUUCGGCGUGUUUAGCGUACACAGAAUCUGUGUUAGCGAGCUAGCUAGCUGCGUUAGCUUUGUCAACAACUGCAAAAAGCUGAUGAAUGAACUCGUCAGCUGUGCUCACGUUUGUCAGUGUUUGUUGUUUAUUAGAGGUGUGACGUUAAAUAACAAGCUUAAGAAGAAAAUAUUCGUUUAUUUUCGUCCCCAUGUGGUUAAAUUUGUCAGUCAUGAUGAAAGAGAGUUUAAGAGAGAGCUGAACAGAUAUAUUAGUGAAUAGGGGAGAGUGGGGUAGGUUGAUACUUCUGUAAAAAGCAGAAAAAAAACUAUGAUUGCCUUGAUGUAGUGAUCCGAAAUAUGAAAAAUGGCUCAUCUUACCCCACUCUCCCCUAUAUAUAUAUUCAUUAUUGUUUAUAUUGUCUUACAGGUAUGAACCGUAAACGGGCUCUGAUUUCAGACACUUUUAAGAUCAAGAGAAGAAGAAAUGGCACAGAACAGUUUGGGGUUGACUGUAAAGAAGACGGUAUGUGUGACCGCUGAAAAAUCUGUAAAACCUCACAAGGAUCUAGGAUUCAUUAUGUCCUUUUCUCCCCCAUAAAGGACCAACUGAUAUCAGAUCCACCCUUGAGUAUCUCAUGACGCUGUUCCCCAGGAAGCUCUUCAAUGACUCUUUACCACUAAUUGUCCUGAAGCACCAGCUCUACAGCGUACAUCAUGACAAGACUUUGGUGGACAAGGAGCUGGUAAAGUGAUCCUUCACUUUUAGAAAGUUAAUUUGUUUCACUGUAAAUAUGAAAAUGUAACACACACCUCUUGUUUUGGCCCACAGAAUAAACUCAGAGAACAGGGAGAGCUGCUGAUGUUCCAGCUGGGGUUCGACACCGAAGCUUUCGGGCUGAUUUUUGCCUCGGAUUACAAGACCAAAGUGCUGGCUGGAGAGGAAGGCCGAGAGACGAGAGCGACAGUGGAGAGGUUCUUGGAAAAGGUGGUGUCUUCUUGCACCGACCUGAGCUUCAGCAAGGACAAGAUGCUGAGACAGUUCCUCUUCACAGACACGGAAAUAACGUAACUUAAGACAAUAUUUAAAUUCUAGUGUACCUUUUAAUAAUCAGUCAUGUCAUUUUUUAGCCGUUUUUCAAGUGUUCUUGAAGCAGAAGCACUCACUUUACUUUCUAACAAUCCAGGCAGCUUGUCAAGUCAGGGGUCCUGACUGUGAGGGACGCAGGCAGCUGGUGGCUCUCCAUUCCCAACUCUGGCAAAUUCACCAAGUACUUUAUACAAGGUGGGUGUUCAGGAAGACACACACCACCCUUUAUUAGAGUUUUCAAGGCACCAUUUUAGUAAAAACAUCUAGUUAUUUCACAUUUCUUCCCCAAUGACAGGAGUGUUUGUUUCCAACUCUGUCUUUCUGUCUUUCCGGGUAGGUCGUAAAGCUGUGCUCGGCAUGGUGAAGAAGUCCAAAUAUAGCGAGGUCUUAAAAGCAGAACUUGAGGAGCGGCGAACGAAUGUUCAAGUGAAAUUCCCCAUGAAAUACCUCAUCCAUGAUAUUGUUGGUGCAGAGCUGGUAGAAAGGUAACGCUCGGUGGUAUUAAAUCUGAAAGGGUUUUGUGCUUCUUAAACAGCAUUAGACUUAAUAUCUGCUCUGGAUUACUAAAACCCUUAAAAACAUAAUAAAGUUGGUCUUUCUCUGUCAGAAAAUGUGCAUUAAUCCGCAGCUGUGAUUGUUUAAAAUCAAAUCUUAGUGCUGUUUUUCAGCCACUAUCUUGAACCUGAAAUUUCACCUGCAGGUAAUGCGAGUCGGCGUUUUAAUUUUCCUUGUUUGUUUUCUUCCCAGCAUACCGACAACAUCGGGGCCGUUGUUGAGAUUUGUUGAUUCCUGAGUCACCACAGCAGGACAGACUGAUCAGAGCUCACUGCACCGCAGUGAAAGACUGAGGAUGAAAAAUGCAUUAAAUGUAGAAAAGAGGAUUUGUGUCAUCAUUUAAAUUUAAGUUUACAGAAUCUGAUUCUGUGCCAAACGUAUAAAACCUUGUGGGUUUAUGAAUUGUCUAAUAUGUUGACAUGUCUUUGUCAUGUUUUUGUUUGUCUUGAAAUAAAUAUUUUUUACCUGUAAGAGGUAUGACUGGAA
This is a messenger RNA of Xyrichtys novacula (pearly razorfish), 2326 nucleotides long. Lineage: Eukaryota; Metazoa; Chordata; Actinopteri; Labriformes; Labridae. The record is from the annotation of a GenBank genome assembly.